Penicillium daleae is the source of this 1668-nucleotide messenger RNA. RefSeq lists its product as uncharacterized. NCBI's taxonomy places the organism in Eukaryota, Fungi, Ascomycota, Eurotiomycetes, Eurotiales, Aspergillaceae. The transcript is spliced from 3 exons. The record is from RefSeq and is a predicted model, not a curated record. The coding region runs from base 1 to 1668 and encodes 555 amino acids.
AUGACAGGUGCUUUAGUCAAAAAGGCCAUUGCAAAGACGUCAGCACGGACUAAAGCCUCGGAGGGUAGUCCACCAACGAAGAGACAGAAGACAAAAAAAGUCGAAGAUACAGUCGCAACGAUUCAUUCGGAGAGUUCUACGAAAAGGUCACAACAAGAUGUGAACGUGGCGAAAUCUCCGACUGCUCCAAUGUCGCCGGACCUCAACAAGCCUUUUCGCAUUGUUGCCUCCUCCGGGAUUGCCUUGGAGUUCCCCGUUGCAGCCGAUGCUCCAUGUAAACUCUACUAUGGAGAGGAUGCACCAUACCCUCGUUGGAGAACUCUUCUGAACAAGUUGCCUCUCGGCAAAGAUCUUGAGAAAGAUAUGAUCAGGACACACCCUGGCAGGACCCAUAUCCCAGGGGUAGCACCAGGUAGUCAUCCCAGGGUUAAUGACUACGCUGUUGGACUAGGAGCCCUUAAGUGGAGCUUUGAACCAGGUCCACAUACAGGCUGGGCCAGCUUGACAGGCCAGGAACUUUACACGCAUGCCUACAGUCGUCUUUUAGAGGCCUUGGAUUGUCCAUUCUCUCGAGGGCAAUUACGAGAGGCAAUACGCAAAGGAGAAAAUGCACACUAUAUCGCCUAUGUUGAAGACCCGCUGCCAGCCCCGCCACGUUUGGAUAGCGUGGGCACAACGCCUGCACUCGAAGGUACCUUCAACCGAAUCGGGGAUUCUGCAAAUCACCUCAACAAUAAGUACAUCAUGUUCCCUGGCCCCAACAGAUAUGCACGCCCGGAACUCUACUAUCGACCAGGCGUGGCCUCGACCAAGUGGGAAGGGGAUGUGGGCCACCUUUUCUCAACUUUGAAGAGGAAUAGGAAAGGCACAUUUGGUCCUCUGGAUCAACAGGAUAUUUCCUUCGACCCAGUUGCUGUGCCAAAUGUGAAGGCUACAAAAAAGCGGGCUCUCGCUAAGCGGGCAAAAGCAGUCAAGAAGCUGGCUACAAAGGGUGCAAAGAAGCAGGUACUCAAGGUUGCAAGGAAGCAAGCCCACAAGGGCGCGGAGGUCCUGGAUAUCAAUUCGGAACAGACAACAAUUGGCAUUCCGCCAGCCUUGCACAGACAAACUCGGGAACCUUCUGAGGCAGAAAGUGCAGCUGAAGGCGAAGGCAAUAUUACAGAAAUCGAACAACCAUUAUCGGAUAUCGAAAUUGGUGAGUCCAUUCGCUACUGCUCUGGGAAAUUGCACCCUAUGCUCGAUUUUACCUCAGUCACUGACAGGACUCGUCAUCAAGUGGAAUCUGUACACGAAGCACAUGCACAACAUCGUGGCCCCGGUAAAAAGGAAAAACAACCUGUCCCAGUCCCAGUCCAAGCUCAUGCUCCAGGUUCGAGUCAGACAGCAGAUGGUGCCGGAGAUGAAAUUUCCAAGAUACUGUUCCCGCCAUUGGAGUCAGACGAAGCUGCAAACUAUAUCCGUAUGUGCAACGCGAUCCUCGAAGAUCCUGAAGCGCGCCACAAACAUUAUCCGAAGGUUGAAGCUUUUCGUCGGAUACGAUCAUGGGCCGGCGCUGUGAUGCCCGAUGGAGUCGAGAGUUAUGUCAAGGCGAAUGCGUCUAAGGUUCCCACAGCCCAUAGACCAUUUCGUAACACGAAGAGGCCACGGGAGGUCUCUAACGAUAAGUGA